Amorphotheca resinae ATCC 22711 is the source of this 1140-nucleotide messenger RNA. Its product is annotated as glycosyltransferase family 1 protein. The transcript is spliced from 2 exons. Gene Ontology annotation, biological process: dolichol-linked oligosaccharide biosynthetic process. Lineage: Eukaryota; Fungi; Ascomycota; Leotiomycetes; Helotiales; Amorphothecaceae. The coding region runs from base 168 to 956 and encodes 262 amino acids. Gene Ontology annotation, cellular component: UDP-N-acetylglucosamine transferase complex. The record is from RefSeq and is a predicted model, not a curated record.
AACAUUUGCACCAAAAAUAGAUGAGACAUAUCACUUCCAAGUCUACCUCACGUUACUGCAACGCACCAUUAUGAUACAAGGUAUUUUGGAGUUCUAGUACUUAUGUAUCAAGAUCAUUCUCGGCUCUUUACGACAUAAGGAGUCUCCGUCAGCCUCGUGUCCUCAAAAUGGCCGAUAUCUCAGCCUUACGCCUUCUGGUUGCUGCAGUCCUUGUGGUGGUCACUGCAUCAUUUCUUCGAGUUCUUUAUGUUCUUCCCUCGACAUCGCGACCUCGUCUAGAUCCCCGGAUCAAAUAUCCCAAGACAGGUCCUUCACAUAUGGUGAUAGUUCUCGGUUCUGGCGGUCACACUGCGGAAAUGAUGUCCCUUCUUCGAGACAUAAAUCCCGCGAGAUGGGCCCAUCGUACCUACAUUGUAUCUACUGGAGAUAGUUUCUCUGCCGGCAAAGCCUAUGACAUCGAAGCAACACUGCAGACGGAAUACGUUGACGACGCCCAUCCAGCUCCAGAAGGGGUAACUCAUCCAGUGACUGGAAUAUGGCAAGUGAUGACCGUUCCACGAGCAAGGAAAAUCCAUCAGCCUUUGUACACCACACCUCUGUCGUCCUUAAGCUGCUUAAUUGGAUGCUUAACAGCUUUGUAUGAGGCUGCCAGGACAUCAACAAUAACUCCUUUCGAGUAUCCGGAUCUCAUCAUCACAAAUGGACCAGCUACAGCCGUAAUGGUGAUUCUAGCAAGCGUUAUCUUGAAGUUCUUUGGGUUGGCUCCCCUAUGGAAGAUGAAGAUCAUUUAUGUAGAGAGUUGGGCGAGAGUCAAGACUCUGAGUUUGAGUGGGAAAGUACUUCUCUGGAUGGGGGUUUGCGAUAAGUUUCUUGUGCAGUGGGAGACGCUGGCAAAAGAGAUAAACAGGAAUGGGGUCAGGAAGGUGGACUGGCAAGGAUUCCUGGUUCAGAUAUGAGAUUGAUUCUAUCUGAUUUUCCGAUGAAGAAGGCCCUUUGAGCUAUGCAGCCACGGAUUCUGUCUGCGUAACAAGGUGAUUUGGUUUGAGAAUAUGUUCUAAAAUGCUCCAAGCUUCUCCCUACAGAGUAGGACAGGGGUAGAUUUUGGACUCUUCCAAGGGAACACUAAUUUACAUAGUACAC